AUGAGCUACCAGAAGGUCCCGGAAUCCUAUCCUCCACCAGGCAAGCCGGCCCCCUCCCCCCAUCUCUCCUCCGUCUUCUCCAAUCCCUGCACCGACUUCCGUUUUCUCGAUCUGAAUUCCCCGGUCAGAGAUCCCCUCCUCUUCGGCUCCAAUCCGUCGGCCACAGAUCGAGUCGUCCGUCACCCUUCUGGGAGUCGGCUCGGCAUGAAUUCACCGGGCAAUGCGGCGCCGGAUCUUCUCUCGGGUACUCGCAGCCGUACCCGCCGCCGCAGGCUCCACCGCAGGGGCCUUACUACCCGCCGCCGCAGCAGCAACCGCCUCCAGGGUACCAGGGCUACUUUAACAACGGCCAGCAGCCCUACGGCUACCCGCCGCCGCGCGAUGGACAUCAUCAUCACGGCCACCAUCACCACCAUGACGACCACCAUCACCAUCACCAUGGUCACCACCAUCACCACUACCACCACGAAGACGAUGACUGCUGCCUUGGCUUCCUGA
Messenger RNA from Miscanthus lutarioriparius, 498 nucleotides. The record is from the annotation of a GenBank genome assembly. Lineage: Eukaryota; Viridiplantae; Streptophyta; Magnoliopsida; Poales; Poaceae.